CUGUCGCCUGAGGGGGAGAGAGUUCUGUCCCACCAGGGCUGCCGUCCUCUCGAGUUCCACAGGACCGGAAGCGGAGGCGGCCGUCAUGAGCAAAAGGAAUCAGGUCUCCUACGUGCGGCCGGCCGAGCCCGCUUUCCUCAGCCGCUUCAAGCGGCAGGUCGGGUAUCGGGAGGGGCCCACGGUGGAAACCAAGAGAGAGCAGCUUCCACUUGCAGAUGAUGAUAGUGAAAAUGGCAGUGACAAUGAAGAUGAGCAGCCUCAAGUGGUAGCACUGAAAAAAGGGGACCUGACUGCUGAAGAAGCAAUGAAAAUUAAGAAGCAGAUUAAAGAGGCCUUGAAGUCAAAUGAAUCAGAUGGUGAGCCAGAGCCUGCUGAUGGAAAAAUUAUGUUCAGGAAACCUUCCAAACGUUCAUCAGAGAAGACUUUGGACUUCAAUGUAAGUUCAAGUAAGAAGAUGAAAGAGGCAAAGAAAACUAAGAGAGAAGCAACUGCUUCUCAGAGUACAGCUAAGCAAAUAAAAAAUAGCAGUCUUCUCUCGUUUGAUGAUGAGGAAAAUGAUGAUUAGGGGUUGUAUUUUUUAUAUUUAGCUUAACUCUUCAAGGAAUCUGAGUAAGAUUGAAUGUUUUCCUACAUAUUGAUGCAUGGUAUCUGAGUCUUCUCUUACUUUGUUAUAGUCCAACUAGAGAAACGUAGUAUAAAUGUAGGAAGAGCUAAGUCUUUGCAGUUCAGAUGGAACUGUAUGAGCAGUCUGUUGUGUCUAUAUUUUAGAAGAUAAUUUAACCAUGUAUGUAAAAGCUAUUUGAGGUCACAAAAUGAGUAGCAAAAUGUACCUGUACAUAGCCAGCUUAUGCAAAUUUGUAAUCAGUACUUUUAAAGUGUCCUCCAUUACUAAAAAUGUGAUUCCUAUCAAUGUACUGGCCUGAUAAUUGUGUGGGUUUUAUCUAUUAUUGCUGACUUCACAUUCAAAAGAGAAAGACUUCAUUGCUGUGGAUUAGACACUGAAGUUUUCUUUCUCAUGGCUUAACAAAAAUUGGCAUGUGUGGUUUGACAAGCUCUUUGCAGAGCCCUUGCAGUAAGUGAGCCUGCAGUUGCUAGAAUCUUACAGUCUUCAUCCUGUCUUUGGUGACUGCUGUCUAAGAAGCAUCAAAUUACUUUGACUCAGUUGUGCUAGCAAGAUAAAAAAAAUUGAUGUAGUUGAUGGUAUCAACUAAUGUAAAAGAAAGAUGUCUGAACCCUUGGAGAAUGUGCAGUUCUGCUGUCAUGCUGAUGGGCUGUUCUUUUGGUGGUGGCUUUUUUUGGUCAAGUAUAUUUGUUCCAGUCAGCUAUAUAUGUGUUCAUAAUUAUUUGGGAUCUCAAACAGCUUAUUUAAAAGAAUUUAUUUCAUCUUUAAACAGUGGAAAAGUAGUAUUUGGGUUGUCUUCAAGUAGGAAAUUGUAAACAGGAAAUUUAAGUAAAAAAAAUGUUACAACUGUGAUACGAAGUUUUAGCAUUUUGCAGUUGUCCUUGUACAGUACACUGACCAUUUCUGCAGCACUUAUGUACCAGGUUAUGCUGAAAUUCAAAGGUGUUGGAGCUGGGGAGAAGAAGGUGCUAGAAACGGGACUAGUGAAUUUGAAAUUAUGUGGAAAUACUUUAUGUUCUGCAACAAUAUUUAAGCAAGACCUGAAACUGCUGCAGAGUGACAGUGUAUAAGGCAAUGAAACCAGUUCUGCUGUGUAACAGGACAUUCAAAAUUAUUCAGGCUGUAAAGCUUCAUUGAGGAGCAAAUUUGACAUUGCUGUAUGAAACAGCUGGUUUUAGUUUGUUAAUCUGGUGUUAAACAAUAAAUUAUGUUUUCUAUAAGUGGUCCUAAGAUAUUUUAAUUUCAGUGCAUAAAAUGGGAUUUUUUUUGUCACCUGAUAAUGAAGCCUCUUAUUGACUGCUGCCUCUCUGUACAUACCAGCUUCUGGCCACAUAAGAUCAGAUACAAGCCUAUUUCACACCAAUUGUGUGAGUGCAUGUUACUCCAAUUUUGUACAUGAAUAGAUUUGUUGUCCUUUCAGAAAACUGAAACCAGAGGUAUGAAUAGAAAAUAAAGUCUUGGUUUUGCACUGGUCUGAUAUAAACACUGCCA
Messenger RNA from Calypte anna (Anna's hummingbird), 2113 nucleotides. Its product is annotated as KIAA1143 ortholog. The coding region runs from base 86 to 565 and encodes 159 amino acids. The transcript is spliced from 3 exons. The record is from RefSeq and is a predicted model, not a curated record. Lineage: Eukaryota; Metazoa; Chordata; Aves; Apodiformes; Trochilidae.